Messenger RNA from Pseudoliparis swirei, 5057 nucleotides. It is a transcript of the gene bend3, whose product is annotated as BEN domain containing 3. Gene Ontology annotation, molecular function: DNA binding. Lineage: Eukaryota; Metazoa; Chordata; Actinopteri; Perciformes; Liparidae. The record is from RefSeq and is a predicted model, not a curated record. Gene Ontology annotation, cellular component: heterochromatin. Gene Ontology annotation, biological process: rDNA heterochromatin formation. The coding region runs from base 1376 to 3847 and encodes 823 amino acids. The transcript is spliced from 4 exons.
UCUCAAAUCCAAUUGCCCCUGGUUUGCUACAAUCCGAUGCAGCUUCAAAUGAUGAUUGCCCUCUUAAUAAUUUUCCCAGCAAGGCAUUAUUUCAUUUGUUUAAGUUUUGACUCCAUACUCUUUAAUACUGUGAUUAUUGAUAACAGAUAACUUUUGUGUGCAAAUUUUCUUUUGUCAGAACGAAGAGUAUGUUUGUGUACAAAAGGUCUCAAAUCACGUGACAAACAUGCAGCGCAACCGAGUGGUAUAUUAAUGUGUCUGUGGCAUCGCAUUUACAGAUCAUUAACCUCAAUUAAUACAUUGUUGCAUGGAGCAUGAUAGGGACAUCUGUAAAAAAUCUGUCUGAGGUAAAUUUGUCGGAGACAAUAAAAUUAAAAUGAGUUAUCGACAGCACAGUGUGAGAUGUUUAGGUCACAAACAUUAACUAUCGAUGCAAUGAAAGAAAACAAUAUGUAGCAAGAACAUGUUUAAUUAUGUCGAACACGUGAGUGGAGUCACUGCCAAGUCGUUAUCGAUAAAAUAGUAUUCCUACUUCAUUCUCCUUUGUCUAAUUUAAAGAUUGUGCCAUUUCAUUUCAACCGUCGCUGUUUCACAUGCGGCCCAGAGCUCGCGCUGCUGUUGCGGCCUCUCUCCACGUGAGGGCGCUGUUCGCCCAUGUAAUGUGUGCUUUGGAGUUCAUGGUGGACAGAGAUAGUGGAUCAAGAGGUAUCACUCCUACCCACUUCUGUUUUUGCUUUACGAAACAACUUGCAUGACUCGAAUCAUUGCGCUCCACUGUUUACAUAAAGUACAAACAUUUAGUUAUUCUGCUUUAUAUUAUGGAUAUAGAAAAGGCUAUAUACGAUUAUUUUUUACAGGUGCACUAAUAUGUUAACAUUGCAAUGGUGUAGUUGGCCAAUCAGCUGAUUUUAGCUCGUUGUAUAAUGUGGGCGGUUUAAUUUACUGUACAUUGCAAAAACAAAAACAAAAACGUGUGAGCACGAGCUCUGAGUCCUCGCGUGAGCCUCAGCGUCAUGACAGCUGUCAAACUAUUAUUAUUAUUUUUAAACGCGGAACUAUAACUAUUGUUUCAACACAACAAUACGAGUUUAACAUCAACGUUAUUUCAUGGAGACAGAAUAAUAACUUUUUCUUCUUUUUUUUCUUCUUUUUUUCUUCUUCCCACCCUUCUCCCCACAGCUGUGCGGAAGUGACACAGCAGGCGCGCGCCCCGGUCACGUCACGCGAGAAAGCACAGGAGCCGAGCGAGCAAGAGAAAAAAAAUGUAUCAACAACAAGAACAACUGUUAGCUGCAAACACAGCCGCGUGAGAGGCCGCAGACAUGUCCGACACGCCGCUAACAGUCCGAAAGGAUUGCAUGGACUCGUGAAGGCCAUGAAUUCCUCUGAGUAUGGAGAAGUUUCAGAAGAAGCGAUGCUUGACAACGAACAUAAUCAUGUCCAGGACGUUAAGGAGGAAUCGGAGGACGUCUCUAUUUGCCAGUCACCUGAAGCACUCGGAGGAGGGUCUCCUGGAGCCCCCGAGGCUGGUUCACGGCCGUCUUCGGGGAGGGGCCCUUACACGUACCAGACCACUGGCAGCAAGAGAGCCAGACUCUCUAGCGAGAUGAGGCGGCACUUGAUGGAUGAGAGCGGCAGACACGAGCCACUUUGCCUCGCCACGACCGGAGAGAGGAGGAACCACGUCCAGCAGAAACCCCGAGUCUCCUACAGGAAGCCCCUCUUCAGCAUCUCCCACAGGAUCUCGGAGAGGAGGAUCACGCCGAGCCUGGAGCAGCAGGCCGCUCACGGGGCCGCCGCCGCCGAUCGGCUCGACUUCGCCGCCAUCCUCUCGUCCAAGCUCCAGAGCUCGGAGGGAAACGGCCCGUCGGAGACCCCCCCCGCCAAUGACGCCUCAGGCCAAGCCCCGUCAACGGACGCCAGCCUUUAUCCGCUGAUUGAGAAAAUGUUUCUCAUCAUCAACACGCUCAACUCGAGCAUGACGCAGCUGCAUAGCAAAGUGGAUUUGCUCACCCUCGAAGUCCUGCGAAUAAAGAAGCAGAUCCAGCCGGCCGAGAUGGGGGCCGAGUUCCAGCCGCCCCCCGAGUAUCUGCUGACGAGCGACGAGCUGAAUCAGCUGAUGGAGCAGACCUCCAGCGCCGGGGAGCUGGGCUGCCGGCUGCUGGUGCAUCUCUUCCCGGAGCUGUUCAAGGCCAGGGAGUGCGCCCACGAAUGCGUGGCGAGCAGGAGAACGCUGGAGUCCCUCCACCUGCAGCUGAUCCGCAACUACGUGGAGGUGUGCUACCCUUCGGUCAAGGGCAACGGCGUCUGGCAGGACGAGUGCCUCCUCCAGGUCAACGACGUGUUCAACCGCUUCUGGGCGCAGAGGGACAUGGAGAGCGCUCGGCUGCUCCGGAAGACGACGACGGCGGCGGCGGCGGGCGCCGCGAUCAAGGCGGAGCGCCCCGAAACCUGCCGCUUAAUCGACGAGCAGGGCCGGGAGGAGCACGCCCCGUCGGAGGAGCAGCAGAGCGGCGGCGCCGCGACGGACCUCGCGUUCGACGCGCGAGCCACGGAGGAGCUGGACGAGUUCUCCUCGCCCGAGGACUUCGUGGUGUUUCUCAUGCACCGUCUGUUCCCCGAGGUUUUCGAAGAGGGGAGAAUGCCGGAAGGCUCCGGUCCCUGCGGCAGCGCGGGGCAGCUCAUCCUGGACUCGGACAAGAUGGAAAUCAUAAGGAAGUACAUGGAAGCAAAUUUCCCAGAUGUGCCUGAGGACAGCUGGCUUCAGGUGUGUAUUCAGCACAUGGAGGACGCUCUGGAGGGUCCUCGCAGCAACGGGAGCGACGGCGACAACGACAACCUCGAGGGCUACGACCUGGCCGGCCUCCCCGGGGAUGAUUCUGUCAUCGAGGUACCUGAGGUGGGCGAUUACGAAAUGCUCGGCCGCAAGGCCAAGAAGUCGCUGCUGACGCCCGUGGAUUUCGACCAUCUCGAGGUUCCUCUCCCCGAGUUCCCCGUGCCCCAGGAGUACCUGCUGCCCAGGGAGCAGCUGAAGAACAACUAUGAAUGCAGCCUGUCCAUCGGGAACUUUGCCUCCCGGCUGCUGGUGCUCAUGUUCCCCGAGCUCUUCACCCACGAGAACGCGCGCAAGCAGUACAACUGCAGCGGCUCCCUGGGCAAGAAGCAGCUGGACCCCGUUCGCGUGAACCUCAUCCGCCACUACGUGCAGCUGGUCUACUCUCGGGCCAAGAACGACCGCGUGUGGAUGUUGGAAUUCGUGGGCAAGCUGGACGAGCGGUGCAGGAGGCGCGACACGGAGCAGCGGAGAUCCUACCUGCAGCAGCGCAAAGUCUACGGCCACGAGUCGGACCAGGACUUUCUCUGCCACCUGAACCAGCUCCACCCAGAUAGCACGAGGGAGGAUUCGGACGCUCCCCCUCUACCGCCUGAGAAAAGUAGUAAAGACUUCUGUAAGAUCCCCCUGGAGGAGCUGACCAUCUCCACGCCGGACUUCCCCGUCCCUUCCCUCUACCUGCUCUCGGACGCGGAGGUCCGGGAAAUCGUCCAGCAGAGUCUCUCCGUCGGGAACUUCGCCGCCCGCUUGUUGGUGCGCCUCUUCCCGGAGCUCUUCACUCAGGAGAACCUGCGGCUGCAGUACAACCACUCGGGGGCCUGCAACAAGAAGCAGCUCGACCCCACCCGCCUCCGACUCAUCCGCCACUACGUGGAGGCGGUGUAUCCUGUGGAUAAGAUGGAGGAGGUGUGGCACUACGAAUGCGUGCCGAGCAUCGACGAACGCUGCCGGCGGCCGAAUCGCAAGAAGUGCGACAUCCUCAAAAAGGCCAAGAGGUCAAGCACUGUGUCCUAGUCACCGUAGUAUUCACUUAGGCAACACUUGGUUGGAAGAGAAAUAAUAAUAAUUGCACAGUAUAUAAGCUGAAAGCGCUUUGUGUAACUUUUUACAAACUGUCCUCUGUAGGAUGAAGCCAAGCUGUUCAGAGCUCCGAUCACACCUGACGCGACUUGUAAAACGGCAGAGCGCGCCUGCGUGCGCAGCCGGGCGAAAAAACGUCAUUGACAAGAUGGAUUCAAGCAGACGGCUGCGUUGUGGGAUGAGGAGGAGGAAAAAGCCCCGAGGUUUUGGGUUCACGAUGUCUAGAAAAGAAAAGGCUAGAGUACGACCAAUUCAGUUAAAUUCAGUUUAUUUGUAUAGCCCAAUUUCACAAAUUAGUCUCAGAGUGCUUUACAAUCUGUACACAUAGACAUCCCUGCCCCAAAACCUCACAUCAGAUCAGGAAAAACUCCCAAAUAACCCUUCAGGGGGGGAAAAGGGAAGAAACCUGCAGGAGAGCAACAGAGGAGGAUCCCUCUCCUAGGAUGGACAGAUGCAAUAGAUGUAAUGUGUACAGAAGGACAGAUUUAGAGUUAUAAUACAUUCAAUGAAUAUGACAGAGUAUGAAUAGUUCGUAGUAGGCAUAUUCCACCUCGAAUACCACCAUCUGUUCCGUGAAUUGUGUCUCGAUGGCGAGCGCUUUGAGUUGCACUUCCGGCUGAGCCGGAGUCAGUCGGAGCGCCUUAAAAAACGCUCGAAAAACGCGCCGCGCGGCUUUUAAAAGACGCGCACGAAAGGCGCCGUGCCGUCGGAGAGCGAUGGUUUUCCUAACGAUACGUUUUUGAGCGUUGCGUCCGGUGUGAUCGAGCCCUGAGUCAUCUUUUACUUAGUGACUACAGCAGUAGAGGUUGUGGCUCAUGUAGUCUUAUCGUUGGAUAAAACUGCUUCUAUUUAUGAGCCGUAGCUCAUCUAACAAACCGUGUCGAUAGAUGUUGUAGCCUUAAAAGCGAUAACGAUGAUAGUAGCUUAUAGCGUAGGCCACAUAUUUGCCCUAUGGAUAGAAAUGGAUCACGACGGCGUGAUAUGUUUCCUUUGCAGUUACUGAUGUAGCAUUGUGCCACCACUGUUUUAAUAACAAUGUGCUUAUGUUAAGCCUUCUUAUAGAAGUUUAUAUUAUAAAAGACAAUUUAACAUGACAAUGGAUCAUGGUAACCGAUUUCUAAUAAAACCACAGCUAUGAAUAUGA